Molecule: messenger RNA, 4815 nt
Organism: Neodiprion fabricii
Lineage: Eukaryota; Metazoa; Arthropoda; Insecta; Hymenoptera; Diprionidae
Gene: neo
Exons: 6
Coding region: 168-2285 (705 amino acids)
Source: RefSeq, a predicted model, not a curated record
UUGGGAUCGUCGCAUUUCUGUGUUGGUUGUGGCCGUGAACGGCACCUCAAGUCCAAGGGCAAGGCGAGCUCCUCCAGUGAGACAUUUCUCGGCCCGAUUGAUAGCGAUUCCGAAGGAAGUUCAAGUCAUCUUUCAGAUAACACCGCAGUUCGAGGGUUCGCCUGACAAUGAGGAGCAGCCCAGUUUACCGGAUGGCCAACGUUCGGUUCGUCCUCGCUAUUUUCAUACUGAUCCUCGGCGGCGCCGCCUCCGCGGACGAGGAUUCCCUCGUAUCGGCGUCCGCGGAACCGUCGGGCGUCUCGGGUCCGGACUACACGGGUCCGUCCGCUGGAUCGGACGAGUGCGACCCGGAGAUGGUCGGCUUCGAGCUGGUCACCGGAUGGGUUUACACGGACCCCGCCAACAUGCUCGACUCCAUACCCGGGACGCUGAUGCUCACCGACUGCCUCGAGACUUGUCAAGCGAACGAUUCCUGCCAAGCAGUCAACUAUGAAACGGGUCUCUGCGUGCUGUUCGGCUCGAAUGCGGAUAAUAAUCCAGGUGCGCUGUCGCAAUCACAGUUUCCGGUCUUUACAAUCUACGCCCAGAAGAGCUGCUUGAGCGUGAAACCGUGCGAAAGAGCAUGGUGCAUCGACAGGGUGCAAGGUCAUCGUCUCCAGGGUCAUACGAAGCGCAACGUGGCCGCAUCAUCGAGACAGCAUUGCCUGGAGUUGUGCCUCGGAGAGAGAGAAUUCCUUUGUCGGUCCGCCAACUACGAGAACUCCACCAAGACUUGUGAGCUAUCCGAUAUGGAUCGGUUGACUGUUGCUGGUUCCGGCGCCUUCCAAACAGCAAACGGCUUCGACUAUUUGGAGAACCAUUGCGUCGAAGAGCCAAUGAAGCUCUGCGAAUUCAAGAAGUUGACCGGUCGAAUUCUGAAAACGGUAGAUUCAGUUUACCAGGAUGUUGGAUCGGCCGACGAGUGUCGCGAACUUUGCCUCAAUUCGCCUUUCCGUUGUCACACCUACGAUUACGGCGACACCGGUGACAUGGUUUGCCGCCUCAGUCAUCACUCUCGCGCGACCCUCACUGACAUUCAGGAACCUUAUCUAGACGUACCCGAAGGAUCAAGCUACGAACUGAGCUCCUGUUACAACGUAACGAUAGACUGCCAGGCCGGUCAAAUGGUCGCCCACAUCCAGACUAGCAAGCUUUUCAACGGUAAAAUCUACGCCAAAGGCUCCCCGAAUUCUUGCGUCGAAGAUGUGAAGUCCGAUCUCGAGUUCGAGCUGCGCAUGGCCUACGACGACCUUGAAUGCAACAUCCGUCAACAGGGUCUCGGCAGAUACAUGAACGACAUUGUCAUCCAGCACCACGACACUAUAGUGACGAGUUCCGAUCUUGGUCUAGCCAUAACCUGUCUCUACGACCUGACCAACAAGACGGUGUCCAAUGAGGUUGACCUCGGCGUUCACGGGGAGAUCACUCCCGCCCUAUCGGAAGAGGUGAUCGUCGACUCGCCUAAUGUGGCGAUGAAGAUUACCGAUCGCAGUGGAAACGACGUCGUGCGCUCUGCCGAGGUUGGAGACCCCCUGGCCCUCAAGUUCCAGAUACUGAAUCCCAACAGCCCGUACGAGAUCUUCGUCCGCGAAUUGGUGGCGAUGGAUGGCGUCGACUCCAGCGAGAUCGAACUUAUCGACGCACGCGGAUGUCCUACCGAUCACCUGAUUAUGGGUCCACUCUAUAAGUUACCCACCACUGGCAAGAUCCUUUUAUCCCACUUCGACGCCUUCAAGUUCCCGAGUUCCGAAGUGGUACAAUUCCGUGCCCUGGUGACCCCGUGCAUGCCGAGCUGUGAGCCAGUGCAGUGCGACCAGGAAGAAUCGACGGGUGAUCUGCGUUCCGUGAUCUCAUUCGGUCGUCGGCGCCGACGUGCGGCAUCCCAGUCGCGAGACGACCUCCUGGUGGUGCAGUCGAUCCAGAUAACCGAUAAGUUCGGGUUCGAGCGGGACGGCAAGACCGGUAACGCGACGGCGACGAAGGACACGAUCUUCGUCGAGUCGGAGGCCGUGAACGGCAUCUGCAUCAACCUAGGCGAAGCGAUAGUCGCCGGAACGGUAUUCCUCGUCGCUCAAAUAGCCAUCAUCGCGGCGUGGACCUUCACAUGGCAGCGACGUCGACAGAUUCUGAAACACCAGGAAGCGCUCUCGGUGUCGGUCUCGGUGCCGGGUAUGCACGCGGGCAUUCCUGGACGUGCGGACAGCCUUUGCAAGCUCUACGACGCUGGUUAUUCACGCCGGUUCUAACGGGGUGAGCAUGGAACUCAAAUGCGCCAUUGAUUUACCGCCUACUUAUCGUGCAGUAGCUGCCUUCCACAGGAUACGCCGAAUGUCAUUGGUUGCGCGAAUAUCGAGACUUGCAACGGUAACUAUAGGGAGUCGAUAAUGCGUCGAAAGAUUAUUAGCGUCAGGAUAGAUGAUUUUGUCCGAACGGGACGAGGCAGAUUGUCCCGUUCGAACGAAAGAACAAUAAUAAGUAAUUCGCGUUCACUCUUCGUUCCCGAGUAAUUUACUCGUGAAUGGACAAUGGGCCUGAUAUAAUAUCGUGAAACGAGAUCGCUUUUCGCCGUGUAAUAGGUACCACUUUGGAGCGAGUUGCAGAGAAUACUGGAUAACGCGUCGUUGCCCACCUACGUCAACGAUUUUUAAGGUCUUUUCAAUGCUGCCGUAUCGCGGCAUUCUUAUGUAACGAACCGUAACUGCGGUACUAUUUGGGUGCGCGGCCUGGCACUGCGUAAAUUUUCCGUUUUUUCUUUCUUUUGUAUACCCUACAGUUCAAUGCUGAUCCCAUUCGUCAGAAAUGGAAAAGUAGAACGGUGUUUAUUCGGUGAACGCUUCUAUUUACCAACGAUUCGUUAUUAGAAUCACUUUUGCCGUCAAUGGUGAAUUUAUACGAAGAUGAUGGAGGAUCGACAACUCAAUUUAGUGAUGGGAAUCGUCCUACGCCAUUGACAGAAAAAAAAAACUGCCAAGUUCCGAGCCACACUUGGAAUGUAAGCUUACAUACAGUACCAGAUUGAAUAUUGUAUUGACUGCCUUUGACUGCCUUUGAAUGCCUUUGAAUACCUUUUGCAGCAGUGAAAAGACCUACAAAACGAACAAAACUUUGAGCGCAAAGACGAAGCGCGGAACGACUCGGUAACGUCAAUUUAUCAUUAGCUUAAUCGUCCCACUGCGUACGAGUCGAGACGCACAACGGGGCGGACUAACGCGAUGUACGUUCGCAUCACAGAAGCUGGAUCGCGUCAGAGAUGAUGGGGGUAUAUUGGUGUAUUUGCAACGAACCGCAGAUUCUAAUUAGCAUAGGGAAUCAAGCGUGAUUAUGCAGAUGUGCCGGAGAGUGGGAUAUCAAGGGAGUGGCGAAGUACGUAUACAGCAGCUAGGGGUUACACCGGAGGGUGCAUGCGCGCAAAGGGGAGCCGGGCAGCGCGGAAGGUUAAUUGCCUCUUGUGGCGGCAUCUCCUGUGCCUGAGCCGAGCACGCGAGGGGGGGUUGGGUAUCCGGGCGAGGUCAAGAGGGCCCAGCCCACUGGGCCAGUUGGAUCGUAUCAAGGAUAUCUCCAUCCGCCGAACCGUCUCUGUGCCACUUUGAGCUUCGCCGUGUGACCCCAUCCUCCUUCGAGUUGACCUUAGCAACGUCACGGCGUCGCGCCCGCGCCAAGCAUAUAAAUCUGAACUCGCUCCAACGUGGGUAACUGCCACCGUGCAUACUUGCCGUUACUUCUCCAACAACAACCGGGGCCUUUUCUGUACCUCCGCCGCGGUGUACGCGUGUCUUCGCGCCGCGUACGUGCGUACGUAGUUACGAUCAUUACGAGAUCACGUAUCAAGUGUGGGGAGUGAUUUUGCUCCCAGCACCUCCUUCGAUGCGUCUUCGUUGGAUCGUUGGGGUACAGUGUCCGGGUGUCUCGACGAAAAUGCGAUCGGUUUCGUUUCAUUGAAUUUUAAUAUUGACGAAGAUGAAGAUAAGGUUUAUAAAUUUCAUCGAAACUGAGGGGCCAUCGCGUGUCACGUUUCCCCCUCGGUUUUAUGCUUAUGGUGAGAGCGUAGUGCCAAUUAUACGAGUUUGGCGGGCCAGUAUCUGCUGAACACGCGUAAUGGGUUUGUACGCUGAAAAUGUACGUGUAUGCACAGUGCGCACUGCGUACCCCCUGUUUCGUAUUUGAGUAUUUUGUACAUGACACACACGUAUACUGCCUACUGCAAUACUAGUAUACAUUAAAUAUACACGUGUCUUCUGUUGCCUGAGCGGGGCUAAAGAAGCGCCGCGAAACACUUUUCAUCGACUUGAUCGAACUGCAUUAUUAUAGCUACAUUGACGCGCGUUCGAUGCAACUCAAUGGAAACUGUCUAAGAAUAUUGAUUUAUAUCGUAAUAACUACUAUUACUGCUGCUACUACUACUACUACUACUACUAUGAUUAAUGUUACUGAGUACUACAUAUUAUUAUAUACAUACGCUAUCACAUCAUUUUUAUCAGUAUACCAUUAUUAAUGUUAUUAUUAAAAAUAUUACAACUUUUCUUUAUAAUUAUUAAUAUUCAUAUCACGAUAAAAACACAUUAUGAUGUAUGAAAAUCCGAGCGCAGUCACCUGUGCAAGGUUAGAGUUCGUCUCGUCGCAGAUGUUGAGCGUGAGAGUUGGAGUCGAGAUGAACAGUAUAAGAGUGUACGGUAGUGAGAAGAGAAGAAGAGAAGUGACGGUAAAACGCGGAAGAGUAAAGAAGAAGUGAAAAAAAAAGAAAGAGAAAAAUGAAAGGAAUAAAAAAAGCAGAAAAGA